Hemibagrus wyckioides is the source of this 2738-nucleotide messenger RNA. RefSeq names its product NPR2 like, GATOR1 complex subunit (gene nprl2). The record is from RefSeq and is a predicted model, not a curated record. Gene Ontology annotation, cellular component: GATOR1 complex; vacuolar membrane. Gene Ontology annotation, molecular function: GTPase activator activity. Gene Ontology annotation, biological process: positive regulation of autophagy; negative regulation of TORC1 signaling; cellular response to amino acid starvation. Lineage: Eukaryota; Metazoa; Chordata; Actinopteri; Siluriformes; Bagridae. The transcript has 11 exons. The coding region runs from base 56 to 1195 and encodes 379 amino acids.
ACUCGUGUUCUCUCCUUCCGUCAAUAUUAUUACAGUCUGCUACACAUUGACGAUCAUGGGCACUAACAAGCGAAUCGAGUGUGUAUUCUUUAGUGAAUUUCAUCCAACACUUGGACCUAAAAUUACCUAUCAGGUUCCUGAAGAAUAUAUAUCAAGGGAGUUGUUUGAUACAGUGCAGGUAUACAUUAUCACCAAACCCGAGCUACAGAAUAAACUCAUUACAGUGACUGCAAUGGAUAAGAAGCUAAUUGGAUGUCCGGUGUGCAUUGAGCAUAAAAAAUACAGUCGUAAUGCCUUACUCUUCAACUUGGGUUUUGUGUGUGAUGCUCAGUCGAAGACAUGUGCCCUUGAGCCCAUAGUGAAGAAACUCUCACAAUACCUCACAACUCUGGAGCUGGAGAGUGGCUUUAUUUCAAAUGAGGAUAGUAAACAGAAGCUGUUGCCCAUCAUGUCGACAUUACUCGAGGAGCUCAAUGCUACAGGAGCCUGCACUCUCCCUAUUGAUGAGUCAAAUACAAUUCACUUGAAGCUGAUUGAGCAGAGGAAAGACCCCAUCAUCGUGCAGGAGUAUGACGUUCCGGUCUUCACUCAAACCAAGGAACGUUAUAUCAAAUCUCAGUGGGAUCUCACCACACAGCAGAUUCUGCCUUACAUCGAUGGAUAUCGACACAUACAGAAGAUUUCAGCUGAAGCUGAUGUUGAGCUGAACUUGGUACGAAUCGCCAUACAGAACUUACUGUAUUAUGGAGUUGUAACACUAGUGUCAAUAUUUCAGUAUUCUAAUGUUUACUGCCCAACACCUAAAGUCCAGAGCCUGAUAGAUGACAAAGCUGUUCAGGAAGAAUGCCUGCAUUAUGUCAAUAAACCUGGACAGCGAGUGAGCCUCCGAGAUGUUUUUCAGCUUUAUUGUGGUUUAACUCCAGGAACUACAGUGCGUGACUUGUGUUCCCGUUACGCUCAGCAACUACAGCGGGUAGAUGAGAGAAAGCUGAUCCAGUUUGGUUUAAUGAAGGGCCUGAUUCGCCGGUUGCAGAAAUAUCCAGUUAAAGUCGUUCGAGACGAGAGGAGUCGUCCUCCAAAACUUUAUACUGGUUGCCACAGUUAUGAUGAGAUCUGCUGCAAAACUGGAAUGAGUUACAAGGAGUUGGAUGAGCGAUUAGAAAAUGACCCUAAUAUUGUCAUCUGCUGGAAGUGAAAUAAGUCAUAUGAAAUAUGGUAUUGUGGAGUAAGUUAUGUGAUGAAGUGGACCAGCAGCUGCAGUAAGUGGAAGUCAGUGGGACCACAGCGUGACAUAAACUCGGGUCCUGACACAAAAUACAAGAACGCAUAUAGUCAGGACCAGAAUUAUUGGCACUCUUGGAAAAGAUGGGCAAAAGAACAGGUUCUGGAGGGAAUUUCUUUUUUGUCAUUUAUUAACUUACACUGAAAUCUGAGAGAAAUGCCUUUAAAAUAUACUGUGUUUAACAAAACCACAACUAGUGGUACCCCAUGAUUUUUUUUAAAGUUUACCCAAGAGUUUAGGAACAAAAUUUUUAAAUGUUUGUUAAAAACAGAAACUUUGUGUACCUUGCUUUAAUUUUACCGUGUCUGCAAAAAGAACAUAUUGCAGUUCAUCUUUGGAUUCUUAUAUAUACACACUCACUGAGCACUUUAUUAGGAACAUCUCGGUGACAUUGACCAUGGCAUGGUGGUUGACCCCAGACCAGCUGGUUGAAGUAUUUUAGAAACUGCUGAUCUCCUGGGAUUUUCACAGACAAAAGAUUUUAGAGUUUAUUCAGAAUGCUCUGAAUAAUAAACAAACAAAACAACAAAAAAAAACUCAGAUAAGUAACAGCUCUGUUUGUGGAAAUGUUAAUGAAAGAGGUCAGAGUAAUAUGGCCAGAUAAGGUCUUCUACUGUUGUACCCCAUCUAAAUCAAGGGUGAGACGUUGAUUUUUUGCUCACCACAGAUAUAAAGAGCGAUUAUUUUAGGCCUGAACUAAUCUGUCCCUUUUCCUCAGACCUCUGAUAAACAAGGCAUUGCCACCAAAAGAGCUGUCACUUACUAGAUGUUGUUUUUGCCUUUCAGCACAUUCUGUAUAAACUCUAGAGACUGUUGUCUGUGAAAAUCCAAAGAGAUCAGCAGUUUCUGAAAUACUCAAACAAGCCGGUCUGGCACCAACAACCAUGUCAUGAUUAAAUUCAAAGUCUUUCCUCAUUCAGAUGCUUUAUGUGAACCAAAAUUUCCCAAAGCUGCAGGCCCAUAUUUGCAUGAUUUUAAGCAUUGCACUGCUGCAACACGAUUGGCUGAUUAAAUAACUCCAUGAAUGAGUAGGUGGAUGGGUGUUCCUGAUAAAGUGCUUAAGAAGUGUACAUUCCAUGCACAAGUUUCCAUUUUCUCCACCUUUUUGAUAGGAAAUUGUUGCUCUCAUUUCUAACCUUCUUUAAGAAAAUUAAGUUAUGGUCUUCACCUAGUAUCUAGAAACUACAGUUUUUGAAACAUUCAUCCUGUGAGCAGUUUUCUGACUCUUUAGUUUUGACAUAUGUGCAUAUUUGAAGCCAUCCCCUUGUGUUUUCUGAAAAUGGCAACUUACUUUUGGACUAGAAAAUUCUAGUACUUCAAGAAUAUUUGAUUUCCUAUGUUUUUAUGAGUGCUGAAAUGUGCAGAGUUUCAGCACUUGUAUGUACAUAAUCUAUAAAGGUGUAAACAAAUAUGUGAUAUGUGAAAUAAAUAUGUUCAGACAACAUAUUAGCAGUUU